UCAGCUCUGCCUGAGCUCAUUCUCAAGUCCUACAUCAUAGGUUGAUAUCCUCAGCUACACCACAAUGAAAAGGGUUCAAAAUCUAUAAACAUUAGGAAAAGUUUGGACCCAGGGGAGGAAAUGAUACAAGAAAAGCCCAGCACAAACAAUGUGUGCACAGAACUUUGUGACCCUCAUCAAAAAUCGUGGCCUGAAGUCAGUGUUUGCAGCUGGAGUCGUGCUGCUGGCAAUCUCCUCAAGCAACGCAGCUUAAGUCCCGAUGGAUCUCUUGCCCCUUUGCGCAGACGACCAAACACCGUCACCAACACCUCUUACAGCAUGUCAAGCAGUGGAUUUAAACUCUUUCCCUCUUCUGCACACUCCCACAGAAAGCCAAAUGUCUGCAUACGAGACUGUGUCAGAUCUUUCAGACCUCAAUGAGAAAUCGAUCGAGACUUUGACUUUGUCAAAUAUUUCCAAAAACCUUCUUCAGGGGAAAAGCAAGGACUCAGACUUCAGAUCAGAUUUAGAGUGUUUUUCACCAUGUACAGAGCCUGUAUCAAAGGAUGAUGAUUUUAGGGUUGGUAGCCCUUUUGGCCCAUCAAAACCUCAGUUACCUCUUUUAUCUCAAAUCUCUCAUGACCCUAUUUCCCCCCUAUCUGAAUCUUUUCCAGACAUUAGACAAGAACCAUCACUCGCUUUUUCCGAAAACAGUCCAGCUCAAACUUUCGAGGCCAUGUCAUGUACUUCUGGGGGCUUGAUGAAGCCAUCUCUCACCGAGUCUCCCUCCACCCCUAGUUCUAGUCCUCAACUCGGGCAAGUCACUUGUCAAUCAAGGUCUUUAUCACAUAGGUCAGAUAGUUUGGAGAGUGAUGCAUCCAUGGCACAAGUGUCAGAGCUUUAUAUAUUUGAAAGUGAGACACAGGACUUUAUCCUAAGUCCUAAUGUAGAGCCCCAGGAGAUUAAAUGUCCAGAACACCAGCAAUUAUCAGAAACAGGGGGGAUGUCGGCAGACCCUGACUGUGAUACACAUGUCCUGAUGAAUGAUUCAGUAAACCUGGUUAAACCACGUCAUCACGGCUCAAGUGAGGAGAAAGUUAUGGUGGACUAUGAGUCACACAUGAGCGAUAAUGCAAGGCUUGGAUCACCUGUGGAUCCCUGUGAGGCAGGCUGGAUGUCAGGAAAUGAUGCAGGACAGGGGACAGCAGAGGUCACUGAUACAACCCUCCAAAAAUGUGAAAGUGACAGCCCUAUCGAGCUGUGGCUGGAUGCAUGCCAGUAUCUGACACAUGAGGAUAAAGAAGACAGGGAUGUUUUGAACAAGACAAGUUAUUCUGUGAUGCAAGGAGUGCUCACAGAUACCAGUGACUGGUCUUUUCCCCCAGGAGAGAGACAAGUAUCAGGUUACUACCCUGAUGGAAGCGAGGUGAUUGGCUGGUCCAGCGAUGACACCAAAGGUUGGGGGCCACCGGUUGAGAGGUGGUCAUCAGUAGACAGCUGGGCAAGUGCUCUCUCAGACUGGACGGAGAUCAUCUCGGCUCCACCGGAGGACUUUACCGCUGCAUUCACAGAGAUAGGGGCUGAGAUAGAUGCUUUGACACAGGCACUAGCAGAGGUAAAUACCCACAUAGAUAGAGACACUUCAAAAGGAGAAAAGGGUCAAGCGGCAGCAGUGCAGGCACAUUCGCAACAACCCAUGGGUGUCCAGGAUCAGCCUCAUGAGGCACCAAACACCCCAGGGGGAUCCAUCCUCUCCGGGCAGGGCUGCCUCUUUUUGAGUCCUGAAUCUGGUGGAAGUGAGCUCCACGACAGAGAGGCGUUCCAGAGUGUCGAAUCCUUAUGUGAUUCAACACAAGCCGCACCAGGACAAAAAGUGUCAGAAGAGAUCCAGGGCAGCCAGGCUGAGAGCUCUCAAUACCCGUCACAUCAGGAAUCACUUACGGGAUCAUCUGCAGCUACAGUGGCCUCUUCUGGAGGAUUUGACAAAGGUGUAACUCCUGGAUCCACUACUUCUGCUUAUCUUGAUAUUUGUCACUUUGGUGGAUAUGUGGAGUCUGCGGAGACAGACAGCCUCAUCAGCAAUGAAGAAGAUUCAAUCAUACUUAAUAUAACAGAGGAUACAGAUUUGGAGGAUCAAAAUGCACCUGCAGAGCUGAUAAUGGAUGAGCCCUUUGGAGGUGAACUGUGUAACGUGACAGAAGAACCCAGCGUCUCCCAGCCAGACUCCAUCGACAGGCAGGAAGCUAAAAGGAGCUGUGGGCCAGCUGAGGUUGAUCGCAAAGGAAUCGAAUGUUCAACAGAUCUUCAUUUCCUUUCCGUACACACAUCGACAAACUUGCACGUGCCAGGUGGGGACAUAAAACCUGACCUGGAUAUUAAUGUUCCUGAACACGUGACAUCAGGCACACUCCCAGUCUUUGACGGGGCUUUUCAGUCGGAGCCACAGGGGGGGAGUCCUAGGUUUAUUAUGCCCUUGGCUCCUCUCAGUAUUGGCUCCUCCUUCGUCUGUCGAACAAGCAGUAGUUUGGACAAAGAUCAAACUUGCGCCAAAAGGAAUCUCAAUGACAACAGAGACCUCAGUUGUGAUCACAUACAACCUUGCACACUCUGGCCAACCUUGGAUGGGAUUACUGACAAACACUCUUUCAAAGGUGAUGAGGAUUUGGUUAUUAAAAAGGAAAAUACAGUAGAGUCUUCUGAGAAAUCUUCAAAAGAGAACCAACUGGACUCUAACACUGAGUGUUCCUUUACUCUGAGAAAAACAAUACAUGAGGAUAUUAAUGACCUCAGUAGAGAGCUAUCAAACUUGGCUGUUGUUCCAGCAGAUAACUUUUUUAUCUCAGAGAAGAAUCGUGUUGCAUAUGUUACUUUAGAUUUAAACGACCCGUUUGCUCCCAGGUUUGCAAAACCCAUAGACACAGACAUAACAUCCAAAAAGGCAGAGGUAAAUCAGAAGUCAGCCGAAAAGAUGCCUCACAAAACCCAUAAAUCAAGCUCAGAGGGCAAAACACGCUCUAAAAAAGACAAGUCAGCUAGUCAUCAUCAUGGUGUACAAGCUACCAAGAAACAAGAGAAUCUAUCUAACCAUGUUUCAACCCAGCAAGUUUGCAAACAGCAGGACACCCACCCCCUUACUGUAGAAAACCAUACUAGUGAGAACACUCCAGCUGUGCUUGAGGACAAAGAGGUUAAAUUGGUGAUUGAGACUUGUGUUGCAAAUGAGAAGGCUCCAAGCAAGCCACAUGGCAAAAAGAAGAAGAAACAUGUUCCGAAUGCAACAGGAGCGAAAUGUGUUGCGGAACAACUGGUGGAAGUUGAGAAUGGAGCAAAACCAAAGACUGCGAAAGGAAGGAUUGAGAUGUUUGAGGCCAAGCUAGAUGCUAAAUCUGGGAAAACUCAAAAAGACAGCAUUAAGUCAAAUAGUGCUGAGAAACUCUUACAGCAAACGGAGGGCAAAGCUUCCCAGAGAGAACAAAAGCCCCAUCAUGUUGACCACAAAGAGCAUCAGACGAAAAGCUCUCCCAGUCCUCCGAACGAUGAUAUUAAAAAACGACGACUGUCAGAGGAUAAGUUUGGAAAGAUUGUCGGUGUUUUUGAGUCUAAACUAUCAAAGGCAGAUGUUUCCAUCCAGGCCAAGGGAGAGAAAGCCAAGGUUGAUGCGGGGGCAACUCGUAAGAAGGCCUACAGUGAAGUGGUCAAACAGAAAAGCACACCUACGGAAGAAAUCAAGGUAGUGAAGCCCAUCCAGGUGGUGUCGGUGAGCGGGGACCCCCAGAGUCUGUGCCUGUGGUGUCAGUUUACGGCUGUGUUCUCCAACCACACUGUCACCUGGAGCAGGGAUGGCACUGUUCUGGCUGAGAUCAAGAGAAGUGCAGGGGAUGAGAGCAGAGCGUCAUUGACCAUCUCAAAUGCAUCCCAUAAAGACUUGGGCAAGUACCAGUGUCUGCUUACCAGUCUAUAUGGAUCAGUCACGCUGGACUAUCUGCUUACAUAUGAAGUGCUUAGUGAGAUUGUCAUCCCUCCAACUCCAAAGACUAUCACAUGUGCCCCCGUAGAGGUGGAAGGUGAAGAAGAGGACGUCCGCUGUUCCAGGCUGCUGUUUAAAGAGGAUUUCUUAUCUGGACAAUACUUUGGAGAGAAUCAACCUGCCAGUAUAAUUACUGAAAAGAUCCACUUUGGGGAGGGGAUGCACCGGCGAGCCUUCCGGACUAAGAUGCAUGCGGGUCAGAUACCCUUGUUACUACCCGGAGACUCGUGUGUGCUCAAAGUGCACACUUCUAUAAGCUAUGGGACCAAGAACGAUGACGAGCUCGUUCAGAAGAACUUCAGCUUGGCUAUAGAGGAGUGCCAGGUCCAGAACACAGCAAGAGAGUACAUCAAGGCGUACACUACUGCAGCCCAGUCUUUGGAAGCCUUUGGAGAGAUCCCAGAGAUCAUUCCAAUCUACCUGGUUCACCGUCCAUCCAAUGACGUCCCGUACGCCACACUGGAGGAGGAGCUGAUUGGUGACUUUGUCAAGUAUUCAGUAAAAGAUGGCAAAGAGAUCAACCUGAUGAGACGGGACUCAGAGGCCGGACAGAAAUGUUGUGCUUUCCAGCACUGGGUCUACCAAAACACUGAGGGAAACCUUCUGGUUACUGACAUGCAAGGAGUGGGAAUGAGGCUUACUGAUGUGGGAAUAGCCACGUGUAAAAAAGGAUACAAGGGCUUCAAGGGAAACUGUGCCACCACCUUCAUUGACCAGUUCAAAGCCUUGCACCAGUGCAACAGGUUCUGUGAGAUUCUGGGCCUUAAAUCCCUGCAGCCCAAACCUAAAAAGCCUGCAGCUGCUCCGAAACCCAAACCCCAACCUGCUGCUUCUGCACCCAAGAAGAAAACUUUUGGGCCAACAGUGAAGGGCAAGUCAUAGAAGCAGGUGAACAUUGGACUAUGGGGUUUAAUUUUUAUU
Labrus mixtus (cuckoo wrasse) is the source of this 4927-nucleotide messenger RNA. RefSeq names its product alpha-kinase 2 (gene alpk2). The coding region runs from base 260 to 4888 and encodes 1542 amino acids. The transcript has 11 exons. The record is from RefSeq and is a predicted model, not a curated record. Lineage: Eukaryota; Metazoa; Chordata; Actinopteri; Labriformes; Labridae. Gene Ontology annotation, molecular function: ATP binding; protein serine/threonine kinase activity. Gene Ontology annotation, biological process: protein phosphorylation.